Molecule: messenger RNA, 1065 nt
Organism: Symbiodinium natans
Lineage: Eukaryota; Dinophyceae; Suessiales; Symbiodiniaceae
Source: the annotation of a GenBank genome assembly
AUGUGGUUGCAGCUCUUUCUCUGGGGCCGAGUUGGCCAUGCCUGCAUCCGCAUCGUCCAGAGCCAGAGCCACUUCUCCGUGGACUUAGUCGUCGCUCUCAUCUUCGCCACUCUGCUUUGGAAUGUGUUGGAGAUGCCGAGGGCCAAGCCGAAGGAGGCCUCCCGCCUGCCAAAGCCGUGGGUGCGAGGCGAGCUUCUGGUUUGGAGCUCCGGGCUGAUUGCGUCCCUGGCAGUGCUAGCAGCAUUGCUCACAUCCUCUGCAGCGGGCCCGCUCAGUGAGGCCAACCGCAGCCGACUGAGAGAGAUAUCCGCCGCCCCCACCUCCCGCGGCAACGUGCCAAGGCUCUUUUGCGCCAUGAUGCACAUCGAGAGAUCCUACCAGGCUCGCCGGGGCUAUGCCGAGGCAGCAGAGAAGACCUGGGCCAGGCACUGCGAUGGCCACAUCCUCUGGGAUGAGAACACGGCUGCGAUCGCCGCGCAGGACGCCGCCUCAGCGCUGGAGGACCCGCCUGUGGACUUCAGGCCUGCUCCCGCUGGGGUCGCUUUUCGCUGGCUGCGCACCCGGCGGCUGGUUCGCUACCUCCGGCGCCACGCUGCUGGAUAUGACUGGUUUCUGGUCUUCGACGACGGCGGCUUCCCCAUCGCGGAGAACAUCCUCCUCCUCACCGGCCGGUUCUCCGGCGACGAGGUCGAGGCUAUGCCGAUCCUGCUCUCCGACAGGAACAGGCCCGGGGCCUUUGGUGCGCUCUUCAAUCAAGCCGCUCUCCACGCCCUGGUGGCUUCGUUCGAUGACCCGCGCGGCGACUGCCUGGCGCCAACGCGCGAGGAGCCGCUGAGGACGCUGCAGGCCAUGAGCGCUUUGUGGCGCUGCGGUAGCGCGCUGCGCCGCGCCGGCUGGGACGCCGAGGAAUCGCUUCGGAACGUGCUUGGAUGCGAGGAUGGAGACGAGUCCCUGGUGAAUCUGAAGGUGCGCCCUGCAGGGGGGGUCUGCCGCCACGCGCUGAUGGCUUACAUGGUACCGGAGCCCAGCUGGAUGGCCGACAUCCACGAAGCAGUCUAUGGCUGA